This is a messenger RNA of Athalia rosae (coleseed sawfly), 1020 nucleotides long. It is a transcript of the gene Prosbeta2, whose product is annotated as proteasome subunit beta type-7-like. Bases 97 to 930 code for a protein of 277 amino acids. Lineage: Eukaryota; Metazoa; Arthropoda; Insecta; Hymenoptera; Athaliidae. The transcript is spliced from 4 exons. The record is from RefSeq and is a predicted model, not a curated record. Gene Ontology annotation, cellular component: proteasome core complex. Gene Ontology annotation, molecular function: threonine-type endopeptidase activity.
AUAUUGUUCAAAUUACAUUUCACAAGUCAGCGAAGCCGCAAGGGGAAGGAAUAAAAGACUUGGCUAGCAAGCCGAAUAAAACGUAAGCCGCUGAAGAUGACGUCGCUUCUUGUUCCUCAUAUUCCAGCGCCUGGAUUUUCUUUUGAUAAUUGCCAAAGGAAUGCAUUCCUUGCCCAAAAAGGUUAUGCGCAACCAAAGGCAACAAAAACCGGGACAACCAUCGUUGGAAUAAUAUUCAAGGAUGGCGUUAUCCUGGGAGCGGAUACUCGGGCAACAGAGGAUACGAUUGUUUCUGAUAAGAACUGCAGCAAGAUCCACUUCUUAGCACAAAAUAUGUAUUGUUGUGGCGCAGGUACAGCAGCUGACACUGAAAUGACGACACAGAUGAUCGCUAGCCAGUUGGAACUCCACCGAUUGAACACUGGUCGUAUUGUACCCGUUGUCACCGCUAAUACAAUGCUUAAGCAGCUUCUAUUCCGUCAUCAAGGUCACAUUGGAGCUGCCCUUGUUCUAGGAGGUGUUGAUUUUUAUGGAUCUCACUUAUACUGCAUUUAUCCUCAUGGUUCUACUGAUAAGUUACCAUACUGUACCAUGGGUUCUGGGUCCCUCGCUGCUAUGUCCGUUUUCGAAAGCCAAUGGAAGCCUGAUCUCUCGGAGGAGGAAGGUAAAAAUCUAGUGGCAGAUGCAAUCAGAGCUGGUAUAUUCAAUGAUUUGGGUUCUGGUUCGAACGUGGAUGUUUGUGUAAUCAAGAAGGGUUCCGUGGACUACAUUCGUCCAUUCGAUGUGGCAAACAUCAAAGGUAAAAAGCAAGGCUCUUAUCGUUACAAACAAGGAACAACGGCCGUGCUCAACAAGACAGUUCGACCUGUAAUUAUUGAGAAAACUGUCAUCCGAAAAAUCGACCAAGAGUCAAUGGACACAUCCUCCUAAUUGUUGAUGGGUCAUGAUAAUCAACUAUCGUAAGAAUAACCACUUCAAUUUCGUUUUGUAUUAAUAAAUUCCAAUGAAAAUCGAUUACAA